AUGCCUGCUGGACUUGGACUGAAGUCGAGGACUCGGGAUCUUUUCUCGAGGUCUUCAGGAAGAAGGGCCCGACUCCUCUCUCCAUCUAAUUGUGGAGACUAUGUCGAUGUCAAGGUGACCGGGUCAAUUCACAAGGGCAUGCCCCACAAGUUCUACCAUGGCCACACCAGCCGCGUCUGGAACUUCACAAACCAUGCCACAGAUGUUGAAGUCAACAAACAGUUUCAAAGGUUAAACUCUAACCUUAAGGGUCCCCUACCACCUCUGCCCUGGAGCAUCGUGAGGGAGUAUCAUCUUAUGUGCUACGAAAUCAACAAAAAGAACAUUGAAAGUCCUUGGAGAAAAGUACAAAACGAAGAUGCUGGCAUAAAGCUAGACAGAUUAUCUGAAGAGAUACAAGAAAUGAACUUGUUUGCUUUGUAUCUAAAUGUAACAGUGUUGGAAAUCCUAGAGAAUGGUGUGUAG
This is a messenger RNA of Olea europaea var. sylvestris, 465 nucleotides long. RefSeq lists its product as uncharacterized. The transcript has 3 exons. Bases 1 to 465 code for a protein of 154 amino acids. The record is from RefSeq and is a predicted model, not a curated record. Gene Ontology annotation, cellular component: ribosome; cytosolic large ribosomal subunit. Lineage: Eukaryota; Viridiplantae; Streptophyta; Magnoliopsida; Lamiales; Oleaceae. Gene Ontology annotation, biological process: translation. Gene Ontology annotation, molecular function: structural constituent of ribosome.